GUGUCCUCCGUCCUGCCCAGAGCCAUAAAUCAUGCUGACAGUCUGUGACAAAAACAAAGCUUCUUCCUCAAGAUGCAGACAGAGAAGGACGCUCCUUCCAAAGGAAAAAAGAUCUACCACAUUUUUCCACUUGUAUUUUUUGGCUUCUUAAACUCAGGCGAGGUGGGAGCCGUGAACAUGACCAUCCCAAACGCUCUGAUCAGAGGAGCGGUCGGAGGGGAGGCCCUCCUGUCGGUCCGCUACAGCAGCUUCAGCCUUGACCUGCCGGUUAUCAAGUGGCAGCUCCAGAGGGAGAAGGCGGUCACCGUGGUCCAGUCCAUCGGAACUGACAUCAUUGGGACUCUGAGGCCUGAGUAUCAAGACCGGAUUCUGGUGUUUGAGAACGGGACCCUGCUUCUCCACAACCUCAGACUGUCUGAUGACGGGACAUACGACGUGGAGAUCUCCAUCACAGACGACAUCUUUACUGGAGAGGGAAGCAUCACACUCACUGUGGACGAGCCUAUAUCCAGGCCGUACAUCCACAUGGAGGCCUCAUCCGUCCUGGAGCUCAGCGAAAACUUUGUCCUUAACUGUUCUCAUGACAACGGGACCAAAACCACUUAUAGGUGGUUUAAAGGUGGGAAACCCCUGGCCAAUGAAACACGGUUCGUGUUGUCACCGGAUCAGAAGUACCUGACCAUCAGUCGAGUGUUGAUGACUGAUGAGGAUAUCUACAGCUGCACCGUGGAGAACCCACUGGGCAACAUGACCAGCCUGCCAAUCAGACUGGCCGUGUACAGAAGGAGCUCAGUCUACAUCAUGCUUUCCACUGGAGGAAUCUUCAUCCUCAUCACGUUGGUGACAGUGUGCGCAUGCUGGACUCCUUCUAAAAAGUCAAGACAGGAAACUAGAAAGUCCAGGAUUUAUGGUCAUUCUCAUCAUACAUCGCUUAAACAGAAAGGUGAUGUGCUUCCCAAAAUGAGGGAACAUAAUGGGAUAAAAGCAGUAACUUCCCUUUACGUCCUCCAACAAAAGGAACCCUCAGUGGACGACUCGUCCAGCAACAGCAUUGGGUCACCUUCUGAACUGGACAGCCCUCCAUCCUACACAACUUUCCCCAACUACACAAACUCCCUUGUGCGGUCAGGUGGGACUCAAGCCGGCUCCUUCCCAAAGUGUGUCUGAAACUUCAUAAACUGUUCAUCAUACCAAAUGAAGGAGCAGGUCAUUUGGUGCCUGCCUUUGUGCAAAACUUCAACUUUGAGUCUUUGUUAACUCAAAUAAAAAAUGUAAGCAUUUUUUAAAGGAUCUGUUCCUCAACAUCUUGCAAAAGUAUUUGCACUGGUGGAGAUUUUUUUUACAUUUUGUAAUGUCGCAGAUAGAAACUUUAGGGUGUUUUACUGAGAUUUUAUGUAACAGAUCAACACAAAGAUCAGUGGUGUCCAAACUUUUUGCUGAGGCGGCCAAAGCUUGCGAAUUUCAAUAAAUAAAGAAUGCAAAAAUUAGUUUAUUAUGUGUUUAGAUUGACCUGCUCAAUAAUGAACAAAGUACAUAUAAAAUCUGAACAUCAUUAAAGAUAAAAGAGCAAAAAUGGUUUAGGACUGUUGCGCUAUUAAAAGAAAUAGAGAUGAUUUCCACACUUUUUUGGGAACAUCAGUUGUUUUCUAUUUUGUUGGCCAAAUUUUGAACAUUCUUGACUUGUAGUCUGGGGACAAACAAAAUAAUUUGGCCAAACUUUGGGCACUCCUGUCCUGUAAUUGACUAAUUAAAGCUGCAGGUCGUCUGGUGUACGUCUCUAACAACUUCUAGUAUAUUAAGAAAUUGCAUUUUUGGCAUUAUUCUUCAAAUAGAGUCCCAGGUUCUGUCAAAUAUGAUGGGAAGCAACAGUAAAAAUCAACUUACAAGUUUUGCCAUGGAUUUGGGCUUUGAUUAGGCCGCUUAACACAUACAUAAGCCUUGAUCUAAAUUAUAUCUCAAAUUUGCUGCAGCAUUGAACAGGUUUUCUUCCAGAAUUUUUUUGUAUUUAGUUACAUUUCCCAUCAAUUCAGACCAGCUUUCCUGUCCCUGCCAAAAUAAAAAAUAAAAAAUCCCCACAGCAUGAUGCUGCUAACCCAUGAUGAAUUUAUGUGUCAUCAUGGGUUAAGAAUGGUGCAUCUACUGUCAGUCAUGGCUGCCAUGUUUUUAAAUGUUGAAAGUAGGACCAAAGUUGCAGGCAGGAACUUGUGGUAAGCAUAAUGAAAGUCUAAUCAUUAAAACAGAAAACCUACAGAACUUACACAAGAAAAACAGGCAGAUUAACCAAUUAAUAACAAAAUAAUAAUAAACUUUAUUUAUACUGCACCUUCCAACAGUUCCUUGCAUUGACCAAAGUACUGUACACAGUAAAGUAAAUUAAUGCACGUAAAUAAGUGCUAGUCAAAAAUACAACCACAAUAAAAGAAGUCAAAAAUAGUAUAAAAACGUACAGCCAGUGUGGCUAUAUACAGAGGAAAUGUUGGAAUGCUGCAUAAUUAACAAAAAUUAAAUUAAAAACCAAGGGAGAGACAUACUAACACUGAACUAGAGGAUAAACCGAAAUACAUAGAACAGAACACAAGAAGAUAAUAAAUGAAUAUACAUGGCAAUGAGCACAGAGUUUGACCCAAUAUUGGAAAAUCUAAAUAAAUAUAAUAUACUUAGCAUAUUAUCACAACUUGUUCAAACAUUUUCCACGUUGAGGCUCACAUGACAAACUUAUGCUUAAAUGUCAACAGAGACCCGUAGAGUUCAUUUUGAUCAACAUGGCAUAAGCAACUCAAAAUGUGGGGAAAAAGCAGAGCGUUGUGCACAUUGACUUGCAUGAUGUACCAACGUACUGGCAGCUGAGAAGUUGCUGGGAAACUGGGAGACGUUCAAAGCUUCAUUUGGAACCUAACUCUGCUUUUAAACUUUGGUCUACAUGGUUUAUCUCUUAUGUUCUCUAAAAAACCUCUGAGUCCAGAAACAUAACAGCUCCAUCUGUUUACUAUUAAGGUGCCUUUAAUUGGUUGCGCAUGUUUUUUAAAUUAUUAUUAUUCACCUUUCAUGUAUGUCCAAAUUUUGCACUGCUUUGUGUUUCUCUAUCACAUAAAAUGCACAAAAAUAGGUUGGAGGUAGUGGUCAUAAUGUGACACAAUGUGAAAAAGUUUAAAUUGUAUGAAUACGUCUACGUUUACGGCUCAUCUUUGAUCGUAUCCUUCAGGUUUUCCUUAUUACUAGUUCCUGGAAAACUGCAGUAAAAAGCUCAGACAACAGGAACACCGACUCUACAAUUACAUAUUUCAGCAGAUUUCAGAAUUACAUUUGACAAGUUCUAACAUUCCUAUCAUCCAUCUCCAUAAAGGUGCAGUGUGGUCAGUAAGACAAAGACAUUUAUUAUUCACACUUCUCUAGCAUGUGUGACAUAUCAUGUUGUGUAUGAGGAAAUUCAAAACUUUGUAGUGUCUUUUGUGUUAAUAAAAAUUCUGAAAUAUGUGAAGCAAUGAAUGGUUGUGAAAAAGUUAGGACACCACACAAAAGGAUAGAGAUCAGGGCUUUGACUAGGUCAAAGUUUUGACCUAGUCUGGGUCAAGGUUGAAGUUAGAGGGUUUCUGGUCUAAGUUAGAGUGAAUCUUAUCGUGUCCUGAUUUUUUUCCCAGACAGAAACUUCUUUUUUUUUUUUACUACAUUUUAUAGAACAAAUUAAAAAGUAUUCUCUUCACUUUUUUAUUUAUAUUGCUCAAAUUUCCCAGUAUUGUUAAAAGUUAUAUUAAAUAUUCAUAUGUUUUCACAUAAAGAUAGUUAAUUUAAACUGAAUUUAAAAGAAAAUUGUAUUUUUGUAUUAUAUACUGUAUUAUUUCUCUCUUUUUAUGAACUGAAUUUCUUUUAAAUCUAUUUCAGAUUGUUCAGAUUUUUAUUUUUAUUUUUUUUUUAAAAGUGAAUCAAAUGUAUUAAUCAAUCUUUUUUGUGUGUGUUUUUGUUUUGUUUUCUAUCUCCCAUUCCUUAGCAAUACACAUCUAUAUACUAUUAUGCACAAGUUUUUUUCUUUCUUUCUCUCCCACACUGUUCUAAAUUGGUAUAUGUCUUGUUCAUAUGAAUGAGAACAAUAAAGACAGCAAAUGAUCAGGAGAUAUUUCUGCCUUUUAAGUUAUAACUCUGUAUUGCUGACUGA
Messenger RNA from Gambusia affinis (western mosquitofish), 4150 nucleotides. Its product is annotated as hepatocyte cell adhesion molecule-like. Bases 73 to 1167 code for a protein of 364 amino acids. The record is from RefSeq and is a predicted model, not a curated record. Lineage: Eukaryota; Metazoa; Chordata; Actinopteri; Cyprinodontiformes; Poeciliidae. The transcript is spliced from 7 exons.